Molecule: messenger RNA, 4269 nt
Organism: Acanthaster planci (crown-of-thorns starfish)
Lineage: Eukaryota; Metazoa; Echinodermata; Asteroidea; Valvatida; Acanthasteridae
Product: delta-1-pyrroline-5-carboxylate dehydrogenase, mitochondrial-like
Cellular component (GO): mitochondrial matrix
Molecular function (GO): L-glutamate gamma-semialdehyde dehydrogenase (NAD+) activity
Source: RefSeq, a predicted model, not a curated record
UCAUUGUAAAUGGAUCCCCUCCUAGGAUAUCUGUUUGUAUGUGUAGACUUGGAGGUUUAGUGUUCUAGGUCCAAAGUUACAUCCUGUUUACAUGGUACAUGUACAUGUGUGCUUGCAGUUGUCUUGUUUUGUGACAUUUGCAUAGUCAUUCAUAUUUUGAACCUAUUGCUACAUAAUGCUGGAACAGCUGGAUUUGUUGGGAUAGUCAGGUGCUACAUGUAUGUGUUGGGCUCAGCAUUAACAAUUGCCUUCAAGCAAGGUUCACUGUACAAAUACACCCUGCCUGUGGUUAUGGCAAUGGCAUAUUAAAUGUCAUGACUAUUGUACACAUUCAUGCGUGUGCAUACAGUACAUGGACAUGUAUACAUUUACAUGAUGUACACUAUUGUACACUACAUUUCAACAUGAGUUGAGCAUUUCCUGUCGUCUAUAUCCUAUCAUUGUUUUUUUGUCCGGUUUAUGAUGCGUGUCUCGAAUACAAUGCUGGCUUUGAAUAGGUUGGGCAGUACUGUUCUGGAGAUUCCUUGUGUUAUUGGUGGGGAGGAAAUCUUCACUGAUGAUGUCCAAACAGAAGUUUCUCCGUUUGACCACAGCCACAAAUUGGCCUCUGUGCAUUACGGAAACAAGGAGUUGAUCAACAAAGCAAUCCAAGCAGCCUUGUCUGCCAGGACAGAUUGGGAAGCUAGACCCUUGGAGGACAGAGUCCAGAUUUUCCUGAAGGCUGCUGAUCUUAUCUCCACUAAAUACAGAGCUGAUCUUGUAGCUGCCGUCAUGCUGGGACAGGCCAAGACAACAUUACAAGCAGAGCUAGAUAUUGUUUGUGAGCUGGCUGACUUCUACAGAUUUCAUGGCCAGUAUGCUCUGGAUCUUAUUAAUGUUCAACCGCUCAGCACUGAAGAGAGUAGUAAUUCUAUGCUCUAUCGUGGACUAGAGGGAUUCGUUGCUGCUGUCUCACCCUUCAACUUCACAGCUAUCGGGGGAAACUUAGCAGGCACCCCAGCCAUGAUGGGCAACACCGUAGUUUGGAAGCCCAGUCCUGCUUGUUGUUUUUCAAGCUACAAAGUCUAUGAGAUCCUUAGAGAAGCAGGUGUACCUGAUGGUGUCAUUAAUUUCAUCCCUGCACCUGCCACUGUGUUUGGAGACACCAUCACAGCAUCACCAGACCUAGCUGCUGUAGCGUUCGUCGGCAGUACAAAAACCUUUCAGCAUUUGUGGAAGCAAGUAGGCCAGAAUCUUGACAUCUACAAAACCUUCCCAAGACUCAUCGGAGAAUGCGGUGGGAAGAACUAUCACUUGAUACAUCCUUCAGCUGAUAUUGACACCGUGGUUAACUGCACUGUCCGUUCUGCCUUUGAGUUUGGUGGUCAGAAAUGUUCUGCAUGUUCCAGGAUGUAUGUGCCUGAGAGUCUGUGGUCAAAGGUCAAAGAAGGAAUGCUGGAGAUUCAUAAACAGAUCAAAAUUGGUCCGCCAAGUGACUUCUCAUCAUUCUACUCUGCUGUCAUCGAUGCUGCGGCUUUUGACAAGAUCAAGAGUUAUUUGGACUAUGCCCGGACAUCUCCCAGUGUCAAGACAUUGGCAGGUGGAAACUGUGACAAAAGCAAAGGAUACUUCGUAGAGCCCACUAUCUAUGAAACGAAUGAUCUAAAUGACAAACUGAUGAAGGAGGAGAUUUUUGGUCCUGUAGUCACGGUGUAUGUCUACCCAGACAACACAUUCUCUGAGACAGCAGAGAUGAUCAGUAAGUCAUCGGCAUAUGGAUUAACUGGAGCCAUCUUUGCCAGGGACAGUGAAGUGACUGAGACAACUGCCAAUUUACUGAGAGACUCUGCCGGUAACUUCUACAUCAACGACAAGUCCACUGGAUCUGUGGUUGGCCAGCAGCCAUUUGGUGGAGGAAGAUUAUCAGGAACCAAUGACAAGGCAGGUGGAGCUCUGUACAUUCAAAGAUGGGUGUCACCUCAAUCAGUCAAACAGACACACAAACCUAUCACUGAAUGGAGGUAUCCUAGUAUGGAGGUGUAGAGGUUGUCAUAGCAACCACAUCCUGUGGUUAUCACUACAGCAGGCAGAGCUCUGUAUAUUUGAAGAUGGAUGUCACCUCUGCCAAACACACAAACCUGUCAACAAAUAGAGGUAUCAUAGGAUGGAGGUCUAAAUGUUCAUUAUUAUUGCCAUAGCAACUACAUCCUGUGAUUAUCACUAUGGUUCUCAUAAAAACAUCAGCAGCCACCUAGAAGAGAGGAACUUCACUUGAUCAACUUUUUAGACUCAUUUUUGCAAAUAUGCUUUGUACCUAAGGAAUUUAUCAUUAUUUUAUACAUAUUUCCUUCGAAAAAGUGUGCCUUAUGACAGAUGAAUGAACCAAGUCCAAAAAUAGACUUUUUAUCAUUUUAUGCCAGGUUUUCUGUUGAUUUUAGGAAAUUUUUAAUUAUUCGUAAGCUUUGAUUUUCAUAGCUACUCGUCUGGUGCUGAAUCAAACGGACAAACAUGGGCCUUAGGCCUUUCAAAGAAUCAGCCUAAAAUGGUCAGCAUACAUUUUUCCUUCAGUUUUGGUUUCACUUUUGGUUCCAUUUUUGACCCUUUGUUUUUUUAACAACCUUGGCGGUAUUUGAGCUAUGAAAUACUUGCUGUAAGCUUUAAAUGCAUUUUAAAAGAGUCCAAAAGAAUUCCGUUUUGCUCACUAAGAAGAGCUCUACGAUGAAAGUAUGACUGUGCAUGGUAAAAUCCACAGGAUUUGAGCAGUGUGAAAAAUAUCCAUAAUGACCUGUAAGUGUACAUUUCUGAUAAAGCAUGGUGCCGUUUUGACCACCAUCAUAUUUAAAUAUAUUGUAUGAUAUUUUGCGAUAUUCAAAUUUACUGGUUUCUAACAACUAAUGCUGUAUAUUAUAUGCAGACAGACAGCAAACAGCAUGCUGAAAAAAAGGUUUAUACUCGCAGAUGUAAUUGCGAAAUAUUUUAAAACUAAUCAUAACUGCACUAAGUAUUAUACAUGUAUGUGUAACCAUUAUCUGCAAUGAGGAACACCUGUAGUACUCUUCCUUCAGUUCAAGAACAAAAAUGAAUUUUAAAGCUUCUCAGUUUAGGGCUUCGCUUUUUUCCCUUGAACUUUCAGCAUCCCAUACCAAGUUUUUUCCUCAAAUGCUGCAAGUUUUCCUUUCAAAUUAAGUGGUCAUCGUGAUUCCCUUUAAAAUGGCUAAGGGCUUACUUCUACAGAUCUCAUGUAUCUCAGAUACAAUUCUAAACAACUGAUUUAGCAAGUCCAAAAGCUGACUUCCUAAUACAUGUUCAUGUCUAGUUACAGUAUACAUUUAUCUACACCCAUUUGGCCAGACUUGAUCAAAUAGUCGGAGGAACGGUAGUAAUUUCCUGGAAGUCCCUGUCCUGUUCAGUUUGUGGCUUCCAAUAAAUUGUAAUUCCCUCCACUUUUAGGAUUGAGCUUGUUUUAAAGUUUUCGAUCAGUUCUUACACAUUCAAAUAUGAAAAAACAGAAGUGGAAAACUUGAUUAAACCAUUAUUUGUAGGUACAUUCAGUUGAAGAAUGCGGCUGUGAAGGAUGCGGCUGUGAAGGAUGCAGCUGCAUGAUAUCGUUGGUAGAAUGACCUUCAAGGUUUAUGUGGACUGUUGUUGCAAGGAACAAUUAGGCCUAAGUCUUAUAUUUUAUCAUUGCAGCAUAAAUUUACAUAAGAGUGGAUUUCUUGACAGACUGGUAUAAACAAAUACUUAGAUUUUAUGUAAUUGAUGUAGAUGUGGUUGGGCAGUGCCAUAUUUUUGUCUUUCAUCAUGACUAAAAAAAAACCUUUGGCUGUCAUGAACAUCUCGUAAUUCAUAGUUCUAUAUUACAGUUCUAUAUGUCAUUGGUCCCUGUCACAAAUGAUCUACAUUGUCUAUAAUCUGUACACUGAUGGCAUAUGCCACUGAAAUACAUCAACGCAACAAUUUGGCCAUUUGUAAAGUACAUUUAGAUCUCUGGGUCAUUUUUUUACCCUUUGAAAGGAUUUAAAAGGAGAGGUACCUGAUAAAUUAUUUAAUUAUCUUUAUUUUAGUUAACAGAGAGGGUUAGUGGCAUAUAGUAUUUGGUUUUAUUCAUGUAUUUGGUCCAUGUAGGUUAUGGCAGUAUAAACUUUGCAAGUGUGAACAGGAUUUUGCAUUUUACAGAAUUAACUGGUGAAAAAAAAAAAAUCGUAAACAAAAUCUAAAUUAGUUAUUAACCAGAGUGCAUGUCAAGUCCGUAUAUUUUGAUAAAAUCUCCAUUUUUACUCGUGAUUGUUC